AAAAUAAUACACGGUUACAUAUAAUUAAUAAAGGAAGAAAAAUUUAACUAAUUUUUUACUUAAAAAAAGAAUGAAAAAUGGGUAUGGGGGAGACAUUUUUGGAUUGAGAAUGAUAUGCAAGAUCCCAUCUUUGUCUUCCAAGCAUAACCUCGAAGCUCCCUGGAAUUUCUCAAAGGUCAAAGCUUUUCUUAGCUGAUCUGCCACAGGGCUUUGCCGGUUGCCGGUCAUCGGUCACAUUCCUGGCGGUGGAGAGUUAAUUGUUUAAUUCUAAAGGUGAGUUUUUUUGAUCGAAUCUGAUUCAACCAACGCAAUUGGAAGCUGUAGAAGAGUUGGGAGUGUAAUGAUUUUGGAAGAAUUGGAAGAAUAGAGAAAGUGGAUGGAAGUACAUUUGUGAAGAAAGGUGUAAGAAGCAGCUGAUCGAUGGAGCUAGACAUGGAUUCUCGAGAAUUUUGUGCAAAUGGGGUAUGCAUGAAAGCAACAGAAGUGGAGGUCAAGCUCGAUGAAGGAAAUAUUCAGGAGGCAGAAUGUUCAUUGCGAGAAGGGUUAUCACUCAAUUUCGAGGAGGCAAGAGCUCUUCUUGGAAAGUUGGAGUACCAAAGAGGUAAUGUGGAAAGUGCUCUUCGCGUGUUCGAUGGUAUCGAUCUCCAAGCUGCUAUACUGCGAUUACAACCUUCUCUUGUUGAAAAACCAUCUUCUAAGAAGGGCCGCUCUCGUCCUGAAUCACAGCACGCAGUCUCACAGCAUGCUGCUAGCCUUGUUCUUGAAGCCAUAUACUUAAAAGCCAAGUCUCAUCAAAAGCUUGGGAGAGUGACUGAGGCUGCUCAAGAAUGCAAGAGUGUGCUUGAUGCGGUAGAAAAGAUAUUUCACCAAGGCAUACCUGAUGUAGAAGUGGAUAAUAAGUUGCAAGAGAUAGUAAGCCACGCAGUAGAGCUUCUUCCUGAGCUUUGGAAGCAGGCUGGUUGCCUUCAAGAAACUAUAGCUGCUUAUAGACGUGCCCUUCUUAGUCCCUGGAACCUUGAGAAUGACUGCUGCACAAGAAUUCAAAAAGCUUUUGCAGUAUUUCUACUGUACAGUGGAGUAGAGGCUGGUCCACCCAGUUUAGGUUUCCAGAUUGACAGCUCUUAUGUACCUAAAAAUAAUUUGGAAGAGGCGAUACUGCUUUUGAUGAUUCUUGUGAAGAAAUAUCACCUUGGUAAGACCAAAUGGGAUCCAUCAGUGAUGGAGCACCUAACAUUUGCAUUAUCUGUAUGCAACCAAACUUCAGUUUUGGCAAAUCAAGUUGAAGAGAUCAUGCCUGGUGUGUAUCAUCGCGUUGACCGUUGGAAUUCUUUAGCUCUUUGCUACAGUGGAGCAGGACAACAGAAUGUUGCUUUGAAUCUAUUAAGGAAGUCGCUACACAAACAUGAACGACCAGAUGACCUCAUGGCUUUGUUAUUGGCCGCCAAGAUCUGCAGUGCGGAUUCUUAUCUUGCUGCUGAGGGAAUGGGCUAUGCACAGAGAGCAAUCAGCAUUGCGCAACAAGAGGCCGGGCACUUGAAGGGUGUUGGUCUUCACAUGUUGGGUCUUUGUCUGGGGAAGCAUGCUAAAGUUUGCUCCUCUGAUUUUGAGAGGUCUCGAAUUCAGUCUGAAGCAUUGAAAACAUUAGAUGGAGCAAUUGCUUUGGAGCACAAGAGUUCGGAAUUGAUUUUUGAUUUGGCUGUUCAGUAUGCUGAACAUCGAAAUCUGACUGCUGCUUUGCGCUAUGCAAAACAAUUUAUUGAUGAAACAGGGGGCUCUAUGAUAAAAGGUUGGAGAUUGCUUGCUCUCAUUUUAUCUGCUCAACAAAGAUUUUCUGAGGCUGAAGUGGUUACGGAUGCUGCUUUAGAUGAGACUGCAAAGUGGGAUCAAGGACCCCUGCUCAGGCUUAAAGCAAAGCUAAAGAUCUCACAAUCACUUCCUAUGGAUGCUAUUGAAACUUAUCGCUAUCUACUUGCUUUGGUUCAAGCCCAAAGGAAAUCUUUUGGGCCUUUUAGAAUUGAUCCUCAGAUCGAUGAUGAUACAGUCAACGAAAUUGAAGUAUGGCAUGGUUUAGCAAAUUUAUACUCUAGCCUUUCACACUGGAAGGAUGCGGAGAUAUGUUUGGGGAAAGCCAGACAACUUAAAGAGUACACUGCAGAAACAUUGCACACAGAAGGUCUCAUGUAUGAAAGACGGGGGCAAAUUCAGGAAGCUCUUGGCACUUAUUGUGGUGCUCUUCUUGUUGACCCCAAUUAUGUUCCUUGCCAGAUCUUGAUUGGUUCUCUAAUGUCAAAGAUGGGCUCAGAGGCAUUGCCUGUUGCAAGAAGCAUACUUUCAGAUGCAUUAAGGAUAGACCCUACCAAUCGAAAUGCUUGGUAUAACUUGGGAAUGGUUCACAAAGACGAUGGAAGAAUUGCUGAUGCUACAGACUGCUUCCAGGCAGCUUCCAUGCUUGAAGAAUCUGACCCGAUAGAAAGGUUCAGCUCAACUUUUUGACUGGCUUCCUCUGCAUAUUCAUGGCUUAAAUUUUUUACGGUGUCCUAGUACUUCUCUGGCCAUCAUAUCUUUUAACCUUUACAAAGUGAGGCCUAAUACUCAAUAUUCAACAUUCAAAUUGACUACAUUUGCCCAAAUAAAUCAUCAAAAGGCACAGGGAAUCAGUUGAAGGGACAAAACUGUUCACCAUAUUUUGGAAAAUACAUAUUAGAAGACACUGGCAAAACCAAGCAAACUUCGAGUUUAUAUGUUGUUAAAUUGAAAUUUAGAUUAUAGAUUAUUUUAUUUUUUGAGGGGGUGUUGAGAAAAAGUCUUGUGGAGGCAUAUAGCAAUGUACUAGUCAAUUUUGCUCAGCUGUGUAAAGUUUACGUGUUUUUUUUUCUUAACUGAGCCAGUAAUUUUUAUGAUGUCGACUAUGUUUUUAUUACAGAUGAGUUCUGAAGUUGUAUUUCAAUUUAUUCAUUUUAUGCUGAA
Humulus lupulus (European hop) is the source of this 2967-nucleotide messenger RNA. Its product is annotated as protein NPG1. The record is from RefSeq and is a predicted model, not a curated record. The transcript is spliced from 6 exons. Bases 421 to 2493 code for a protein of 690 amino acids. Gene Ontology annotation, molecular function: protein binding. NCBI's taxonomy places the organism in Eukaryota, Viridiplantae, Streptophyta, Magnoliopsida, Rosales, Cannabaceae.